UCAAACUAUUGUUUUGAGGCGAACUGUGCAUGAACCAAGUUGCUGCAGCAAAAACGGACGGACGUGUCGACCCUGUUCCCUGUUUAGAUACACACGCGGCGAACACAAUGAGUAACGUUAAUAAACUUUCUAGCUUAAUUUCAUGUUGAAAUGUAUGUUUGGUGACUGUGAGUAGAUAUUGUAACACUGUUUCUACUGCGCACACUAGCUUUGUGCUGGUCAGUAGCAUCCAUCCAAAGUAGCAAAAGACCGCGCUGCUGCUCAGGGGUAUCUCCAUGCCAAUUACAUUUGACGCAUAAUAUACCAGGAAGCAGUUUUUCCUCAAAAACUUCAACUAUGUUCACCCACAACCUAUUCAUCUAGGGACGGAUGACAACAGAAGUGACAGACAUGGAUGACAUAGCCACUUUUGUUCAAGAAGCACUACCAAUGUGUAGCACGCCAGCUACACUGCAACCUAUUAUGGAUAUCCUCAAAGACAUUGGGGUGGAAACGCUUGACGAUAUGCAGCUUGUCCAGAUAAAUGACCUUGCAGGUGUGCUCAGACCCAUUCAAGCAAGGAAGCUUAUUGCACAUGUUAAAAGUGUCUUCUCAGCUCAGAGUGAUGCAGCUUCAAGCAUGGAGCAGGAUUUCACAAGAACACCUCAAACUCAAGAAACACUCUGGGUCACUACAAGCCCAAGCAUACCCUCUACUUCUCGAAGCUCAUUUGGAAGCCCAGGCACACCUCAAACUCCAGAAACACCCUUUCGAACCUCAUUUGGAAGCCGAAUCUCCUCUCCAUCUGGUAGUGAAUGCUCUAGUCCCACUAGACAACUGAGCAGUGAUUGGCACUACAGUUUUCAAGUCCCUUGGAACAUGCUGCCAGCUAUUGUAAGGAAGAAAUUACACAAUCAAGAGCGGCCCAUAGCCAGAGAAAGGAGGGAAGUGAUUCGCAUUAUUACAGCUGAAAUUCUUGCCACUUGCAAGACACCAGCGAAGAAGCACUUACGUGAAGUUGCACGGAAGAUGGUCCUAGAGUACCCAGAGUCUUUCAAAGACGUCAUAGAAGGUGAAGUCGUUGGAAGCGGCUAUGAUUCUCUUACAAAACAACUCCAGUGCAGAGUUGAUAACUGCAAGAGAAAUGAGGCGCUGGGUAACAAGAGGAUCAUCCCAGAUGACACCAGCACUGUACCAGAAAAUACAAAGCAACGGAAAGCCUUUCGAACCUCAUUUGGAAGCCGAAUCUCCUCUCCAUCUGGUAGUGAAUGCUCUAGUCCCACUAGACAACUGAGCAGUGACUGGCACUACAAUUUUCAAGUCCCUUGGAACAUGCUGCCAGCUAUUGUAAGGAAGAAAUUACACAAUCAAGAGCGGCCCACAGCCAGAGAAAGGAGGGAAGUGAUUCGCAUUAUUACAGCUGAAAUUCUUGCCACUUACAAGACACCAGUGAAGAAGCACUUACGUGAAGUUGCACAGAAGAUGGUCCUAGAGUACCCAGAGUCUUUCAAAGACGUCAUAGAAGGUGAAGUUGUUGGAAGCGGCUAUGAUUCUCUUACAAAACAACUCCAGUGCAGAGUUGAUAACUGCAAGAGAAAUGAGGCGCUGGGUAACAAGAGGAUCAUCCCAGAUGACACCAGCACUGUACCAGAAAAUACAAAGCAACGGAAAGACUCAUAUGGCUGUAUUCAGUGGGAAUCUGGACCUGUGAAUGUGGAAGCACAGAUGAAAAAGAAAAAAGACAUGCAAAAAAUAUUCCUGGAAAAUGAGAGGAAUGAAAAACAAAUAGAACAGUUAAUCUCAGACACCUUCAUAUCUCAGAGAAACGACAUAAUGUCUGGUAAGGACACCCGGGCCCUUACUGAAGAAUGGCCUCUCCUCUUCUCACUUGUAGGCAUGAAGGCACACUUCAAACUCCUGACUGGUGUCCACAUCAAUGAGGGAUUUGAGGAGGCUAUGACCUCAAAACUGGCCAGAGUCCUGGAAUAUUUUCAGUCUCUUCCGUUGGAGAAAUCAAGCAUAGCUGCAAAACAGAGAGCAGAGAUCCAAGCUGGAGGUGGACCCUGUGGGGCGGUAUUGAUGCUACUCUCACACUUCAAAGAGGAUCAUGCAAGAAUGUUCCACAUGGUCGACAGAACAUGCAUCGCUGUGGAGGUUGAGACAGAACACCUGCCACCCACACCAUGCAUUGUUGUAUGUGGAGAGAGUCCAUUGUCUGCAACAGCUUUCGUGGUGGCAGUGGACCAGGAGGUGAUGAUGGAUAACUUGAAGAGCUUCACCGACGCACUGGUUGGCAUGUUCAUGUGUUUCUACAUCUUCAAUAUGCACUACCCAGUGGAACUCGGGGCCACAAUGGAGUUUCUUCAAAGGUGCAUCUUUAAGAUCAAUCCUGAGAAGGGCUCCAAAGUAGAGCGCCUGGAAAAGAAAAAGAGCAAUGCAGUGAACCCGAAAAUCCUGACCCUUAUCAACCGCAUUGCAGAGUAUGAGUGGAGCACUUAAUGGGAUAAUGCAUGGGAGCAGCAGCAGUCUGGGACCCCAGGGAACUGCCAUCCUGUUUCUGAAGUUUCUGAACGUUCCAAGUCAGUUCUUUGUAUCAUGUUAAAAGUUUGUCAAUUUCGGGGCGUGGGUGGCUUAGUGGUAGAGCAGGUGCCCCAUAUACAGGGCUGUUGCCGCAGCGGCCCGGGUUCGGCUCCGGCCUGUGGCCCUUUGCUGCAUGUCUCUCCCUCUCUCUCUCCCCCUUUCACACUUUACUGUCCUGUCAAUUGAAGGCGGAAAUGCCCAUAAAAUUAUCUUUAGAGAAAAAAAAAAAAAGAAAAAAAAAAGGUGUGUCAAUUUGAAUUCUAUGUUACAUGUUGAGUAACUAAUUCAUUAAACGUGAUAUGAAUAUGGAGCCUGACUGAUUUUUCCUGUCCUGCUGUUGCAGAUGGUGCGUCUUUUAGAGAGACAUAAGUUAGAGCAGCUUCUCUCUGUUAACAUUACAUUAGAUAACGCAGGCAGUCCAGAUCGUUUUAGCCACAGGCUUGAUAGCAGGCCUGCUAAGUUGGCAUCACUGAUGUCAGAUAGAUAGAAUGAAUGAAAGAAUGAAUGACAUCUUUAUUAUGGUAUCCUGCAUAUUAAUAUGCCCAGUCCCCAUGGGCUUACAAGACACCAUAAGAUUUAUAAACCAAAAAGGAAACUGAUAUAUCUCAUAAAAUCAGAUUUUCACCAGUAAUGGUAUGAAAACAACACCCAUGA
Molecule: messenger RNA, 3213 nt
Organism: Epinephelus fuscoguttatus (brown-marbled grouper)
Lineage: Eukaryota; Metazoa; Chordata; Actinopteri; Perciformes; Serranidae
Exons: 7
Coding region: 370-2478 (702 amino acids)
Source: RefSeq, a predicted model, not a curated record